Macadamia integrifolia is the source of this 2094-nucleotide messenger RNA. RefSeq names its product pentatricopeptide repeat-containing protein At3g28660-like. The coding region runs from base 428 to 1927 and encodes 499 amino acids. NCBI's taxonomy places the organism in Eukaryota, Viridiplantae, Streptophyta, Magnoliopsida, Proteales, Proteaceae. Gene Ontology annotation, molecular function: RNA binding; protein binding. The transcript has a single exon. The record is from RefSeq and is a predicted model, not a curated record. Gene Ontology annotation, biological process: RNA modification.
CUAUACGGUUUUCUUUUCAUUUAUUGACAUCCAAACACUGCCUUCACAAAUAAUUUUCAGAGAUUGUGAGAAUACCUUGAUCGAACUGGAUUCCAGCUUGUUUGGUUCACCCUGAGCCUAAUUCACUUAUAUCCAUAUUGGCGACUCAUUCGUAAUUGUAGAGGCCGUUGUGACUCAGCGUGAGAGUGACUCCUAGCAGCGUCAGGACGAUGGAAUUGGGGAAGAGCCUCUGAUUACUAGCCGUUAUUGGAAGGUUGAGUGCAAGGGGAAGGAACUGUGUAUGGGAAGCACAUCAGCUGCGGCACAGGAUUGUGGGUGAGGAAGGGAGUUCACAUAGAGUGGUUUCACCGAUUGUGGGUCUUCAGUUAUUGUAGCUGAUGCUCAAGCCGGGUCCUGUGAUUGUGCUUUAAGUUCAUGAUGCAAAUGUAUGGAUCGACUCCUCUGCAGAAGCAGCAGCAUCAGAGCAUGGAACCGGUGUAUGUCCCUCAUUGGGUGCUGUUCCAAUAUGCAACAACUCAAGGCCGUUCAUGCCCUCUUCGUCGUCCAUGGUCUCCACCACAACAACUACGCUCUCAGCAAGCUUAUUUCCUUCUGUGCCCUCUCCGACUCUGGGAGUCUCACGUAUGCCUCUCUUCUCUUCUACCAAACUCCAAAUCCCAACGCAUUCAUCUACAAUACCCUCAUAAGAGCCUACUCUCGCAGUUCUCAACCACAACGUUCUUUCCAUUACUUCCAUCUAAUGUUGCUAGAUGACAGCGUUUCUCCAAGUCAUCACACCUACCCUUUUGUGCUUGCCGCUUCUGUGAAAAUUUCUUGUGUCCUUGCAGGUAAGCAAGUCCACAGCUGGGUCUUCAAAGACGGUUUGGCUUCUUCCGACGGUCACAUCCAGACUGCCCUUGUACGUUUUUAUGCUGAGAAUGGCUUCUUAAUUGACGCACGAAAAGUAUUUGAUGAAAUUCCCAAUAGAGAUGUUAUCCAAUGGAAUGUUCUUAUGAACGGGUAUCUUCGUUUUGGUUUUGCCUCCGAGGGUCUGGAUGUCUUCCGUAGUAUGCUGCUCUCUGGAAUCCUGCCCGAUGAAUUCUGUGUGGCUACUGCACUCACGGCUUGUGCUCAAUCUGGGGCUCUUCAACAAGGGAUUUGGAUCCAUGAGUACAUUAAGAAGACGAAAGGGUUCGCUAUGGAUUUUUUCGUGGGAACAGCGCUUGUCGACAUGUACGCCAAGUGUGGAUGCAUUGACAAGGCCGUAGAAGCAUUCGAGGAGAUGCCUAAAAGAAAUGUCUUCUCCUGGGCUGCGAUGAUUGGUGGGUUUGCAUUGCAUGGAUUUGCGAGAGAAGCACUUCAUUGCUUGCAAAGAAUGCAGGAGGUAGAUGGGCUUAGGCCAGAUGGGGUGGUGCUUCUUGGGGUUCUAACGGCUUGCACCCACGCAGGGCUUAUAGAGGAAGGCCGGCUCCUCUUAGAUAGCAUGGAGGCCGUGUAUGGUGUUGCACCAAAACAUGAGCAUUAUAGUUGCACAGUAGACUUGCUUUGCAGGGCAGGCCGGUUAGAUGAGGCACUUGAGCUCAUAAAAAGAAUGCCAAUGAAGCCACUUGCUUCUGUCUGGGGCUCAUUGCUGAGUAAUUGUAAGAGCCAUGGAAACGUUGAGCUUGCUGAGCUUGCAGUUGAAGAGCUUUUAGCCAAUAAGGAAGAUGAUGGGGCUUAUGUUCAGCUGUCAAACAUCUAUCUGGGAGCACGGAGACCCAACGAUGCACGUAGGAUUCGAAUGAUGAUAGGAGACAAAGGGAUCAAGAAAACACCUGGGUCUUCUGUGAUAGAGGUGAAUGGGGUGGUGAAUGAGUUUGUUGCAGGGGAUGUGGGGCAUUACCUUCGACAUGAGAUACAUGAAAUGCUGAAUUUGUUGUCAUCCCAUGUCAUUCAUCAACAAUUAUAGAAUGAAUUAAUAUAAUUAUCAUGGGAAGUGAUAUGCUUGUUGGAACACUGAGCAGCGAAAGAGUUUCAGUACUGAUUUGAUCAUACCAUGGUGGUUUCAAGCUGCCAUUUGCUCUCAAUAUUGGAAGAAACAUGUGUUGAUGAAGAUUACAUUUCUAUUUCUAUUAA